AAAGUUUUUGAAAAUAAUGGGAUGAAACAGCGGCUAAGCAAUGUUGUCAAAAUAAACGAGAUGCGAUUUCCGUUUAAAACCAAUAAUCACAAAAUCCAGGUAUAUACAUCCCUGAUAAGAACACCUUUUUCCGACCGAGGCUUGAGAUUUUCAGAUUUUAGAACUUGAAAGCUGAAUCCCAAAAAUUCAAGAAGAAAAUGGAGAGCUUAACCGAGGGAGUUAACAAUAUCAAUAUUUCUUCAUCUGAAUCGCAAAAGAAGAACAGAAUCCAAGUCUCCAACACCAAGAAAUCCCUCUUUUUCUAUGUCAAUCUCUCUAAGAGGUACAUGCAGCAAUACAAUGAAGUGGAACUCUGUGGCCUUGGCAUGGCUAUUUCCACAGUGGUCAGUAUUGCUGAAAUUUUGAAGAACAAUGGAUUUGCUGUUGAAAAAAAAAUCAGGACAUUGACUGUAGACAUGAGGGAUGAACCUGGGGCACGGCCAAUCCCCAAGGCGAAGAUUGAGAUAUUACUAGUGAAGACGGAGAACUUUGAUGAAUUGAUGGCCGCUGAAGCAGAGGAAAGAGAAUAUGGAGUCUACGAACAAAAUUGACAAGGAUACUUCUGAAGUCUGGUCCAAGGCUCGUCUCCUUUUAUCUGUCUGAAUUGAGUACUAGUGUCUAGUAGUGAGGCAAAUAACUUAACAUAUCGUUGUACUUUAUUUUCACUUUGUGGGUUUGUCAGGUUAUUGAUUAGUUCUGUAAAGAACAAAAACUUCGACGAAGUUCAUAUGUUUACAGCGUUUGAUAUGUUAUUUUGGAAUUACACCUUAAAUUAAAAUCAAGAUCCAGGGUUCAA
Molecule: messenger RNA, 835 nt
Organism: Olea europaea var. sylvestris
Lineage: Eukaryota; Viridiplantae; Streptophyta; Magnoliopsida; Lamiales; Oleaceae
Exons: 5
Coding region: 198-590 (130 amino acids)
Cellular component (GO): nucleus
Molecular function (GO): RNA binding
Source: RefSeq, a predicted model, not a curated record